AUGGCGCCACAGUUGGGUUUCGUGGGCUUAGGCAAUAUCGGUCGUGGCAUGUCUAAGAACCUGGUAGAGAAAGGCAACCUUUCAAAGCCUCUCCUGCUCUUUAAUCGAACCAAGUCGCGAGCCGAUGAUCUCUCCUCGAAGAUUGGAAACAGCAAGGUUGCAUCCUCUGUCGAAGACCUGAUCGCAAAGUCCGAUAUCAUCUUCUAUUGCCUAGGCGAUGACGCUUCUGUGCUGGAGAUGGUCGAAAAGAUGGUCCAGAACUCCGUUAGGGACAAGCUGUUUGUCGAUUGCAGCACUGUUCAUCCCUCCACAACAGAUCAAGAGAACGAGAAGAUCACAAGUGCUGGUGGUCGAUUUGUCGCGAUGCCAGUAUUUGGAGCGCCCGCCAUGGCAGAUAGCGGGUCUUUAAUUUGUGUCCUGGCGGGAAAAGCGUCUGAUAUUGAAAAGGUCAAGCCAUACACCACGGGGGUUGUGGGUCGCGCCGUGAUCUAUUUCAACGAUGAGCCACCUAGCAAAGCAACGACGCUGAAAGUUUUAGGCAACACGUUCAUAUUGUCAAUGGUGACAACCCUGGCCGAAGGUCAUGUACUUGCAGAAAAGUCGGGCCUCGGAACAGACCAGCUGCACAAGUUCAUUGAAAUCAUGUUUCCCGGACCCUUCACAGCCUAUUCAACCAGAAUGUUGAGUGGAGACUAUUACCAGAGGGACGAACCACUCUUUGCUGUCGAUCUAGCAAGAAAGGAUGCCAGACACGCAAAGAAAAUUGCAAGCGACAACGGCACUCGUAUGCGCAUCGUUGAGCUAGGUGAUGAGUACCUAGCCGGAGUCAAAGCUGAGAUGGGACAAUCUGGAGACCUGGCUGGCAUAUACGGAGCAAAGCGAGCAGAGUCCGGUUUACCUUACCGCAAUCAAGAGGACAAAAAGUGA
Molecule: messenger RNA, 927 nt
Organism: Lithohypha guttulata
Lineage: Eukaryota; Fungi; Ascomycota; Eurotiomycetes; Chaetothyriales; Trichomeriaceae
Exons: 1
Coding region: 1-927 (308 amino acids)
Molecular function (GO): NADP binding; NAD binding; oxidoreductase activity, acting on the CH-OH group of donors, NAD or NADP as acceptor
Source: RefSeq, a predicted model, not a curated record